This is a messenger RNA of Mirounga angustirostris (Northern elephant seal), 5935 nucleotides long. RefSeq names its product transmembrane protein 229A (gene TMEM229A). The transcript has a single exon. Lineage: Eukaryota; Metazoa; Chordata; Mammalia; Carnivora; Phocidae. The record is from RefSeq and is a predicted model, not a curated record. The coding region runs from base 380 to 1480 and encodes 366 amino acids.
AUGGGCAGGGCCGGGGGAAGGGGCGUCACCGCUCGCUUUACGCUCUUAGAGCCCGCAGCACAGGCGGCGGGGCUGAGCCGCGGAGGAGAUGGGCUUCGCAGCAGCCUCCGCACUUCUCCUGGCGGCCCCAGCGCCACCGCCCCUCGCCGGGCCGCGGCGCCCGUUAGGCCGCGCAGAGUGAGCUCGGGCGCCGGCCGGCGUCACCUCACCCAGGACUGGAGGGCAGGGCGCGGUGGGGCCCGCGCGUCUCCCGGGCAAGCCAGUUCCGGCUGCCACCCGGCCGCGGCCGGGACGGAGCUCCUCGGCCCCGCAGCUCCACGCACCCGGCGGCGGCGGCGGCGGCGGCGCGGGCUCGGGCGCCCGGGCAGCCUCUGAGCCCAUGGCUGGCAGCGAUGCGGAUGGCGAGGGUCGCGCGCGAAGGAGCAGCGCCGCGCGGCGUCCCGGGGGCCCCGGCGGGCGGGGAGGCGAGGCUGCGGCCAGCCGCCCGGAGCCGCUGUCUACCGCUGAAGCGCCGGCCGACGGGCCGGAUGCGCUGCCCGCCUGGAUGCGCCUCUACUUCUACGGGAUGCACGGGAUCACCCUGGACGUGCUCGUGUCCUCGGCUCGGCGCUUCGCCAGCAGCCCGGACCUCCGGCUGCUGGGCUUCUCCUCGCCCUACCGCUGCCUGCUGCACUCCCUCACCCACUUCGCCCUGGAGAAGGUCUACCUGCAGCAGCGGCGCUGCCCCAGCGCCUUCGUCUUCAGUCUUCUCCUCUACCCCUCGGCCCACGUGGCGCUGCAGACCCUGGCCGGCCAGGCACUGCUGCUCGCCUUGAGCAGCGGCCCGGGGGGCGCGGCGGUGCCGGGGACACCGGACCUAGCGCUGCAGUAUGUGCUGGCGCUCUACCACUGCCAUGUGUUCCUGAAGCGCUUCCUGCGCUUGCGGUACCGGCGGCAGCCAGAGCCUCGGCAGCCGCAGCACGGGCCCGGCGCGCCCCCCGCCCCUCUGGGCGCCGGGGCCCCUGGGGUUGCAGGUGGCCGGGGUGUCGGGGGAGCCCCCAGCCAGGGGCUGCCGGGCCUGCUCCGCUUUCUUUUCUUCGGAAUGCACGGCUUUUUGGAUGAGAUCUUCUUCACUUUCUUCUUUGAUUUUCUGGGGCAGAGAGAUGGGCCAGCCAGCGGCCACACGUCGCUCUGGUCCUUCUUUAUGUACGGCAGCUGCAGCUUCGUGGUGGAAAAGCUCUACUUCCACCUGCACUGGAAUCGUGGCUGGAGCACUUGGAAGCGGCUGCCCAUCUACGUGAUCUUCAUCUACGUAUGGGAGUUGUCCUGGGGUCUGGGGCUCCGCCUGUGCGGCGCUUGUUCCUGGGACUAUUCUCACUAUCCGCUCAAUUUCAUGGGCCUCAUCACCCUGAUGUAUUUACCUGGCUGGAUAUUCCUUAGUGUGUACCAGGACCUGCUUUCCAACGCGUUGUGGCGGGUGCAGUACAUACCAACUAACUAAAAAAAAAAAAAAAAAGUCACUCCAUUUCCAAGGACCAAUUCGAUUUAUUUUUACAUGUUUAAAACAGAGUGGGUUUUUUAGCCUUUUAAUUUUUAUACGUUUUACUAAACUCUUCCAAUAUGUUCUAUUCGACAUUUUAGUUUUUCUGACACUUUGGAACCUAUGCAUAAUACAGUAUUUUGCAGUAUUACUCAAAACCUAACUCAAAGUACUUGUCAAUAUUUAAAACCCCUUACUACCCCAGACAGCAAAACCAUUGUACCUUCAUUUAUUUGUGCAUGGGUGGGUGAUAACUACUAAUCUUUUUUUAAGCAAGGAAGUUAUUCAAAUCAGAAAUUAGCGAUCUUCACAAGAUUUGGCGAAAUUUUCUAAUUUAAUGAUUUGUUUACUUUUUUUAAUACAAUUUCGUUUUAAUUCCCUGCCACAUAUACCAGUCACUGCUGAAACUCAGUGUCUCGUACUCCUACUACCGGUAAUAACUCUUAAAGUGCCUCCUUCUAGCACACAAGUGGAAAGAAACUGACAAAUGUGAAAAUACAUCCUGUGGAUCGAUUUUUAAAUAAAUCUUUUCUAGCGACUCAGACAGGUAACACUGUGUUAAGAUAUUUGAUCUCCAUCCUGGAAAUGAUUGUUUUUCCAAUGUGGAUUAGCCUUAAACACCAAGUGUGUUAACAUUGAUCAGAUCCUGUGUUAUCUAUGGCUGUACAUUUUUGUUGUAAAAUGUUUACCUUAUAUGCCCAAAGGCCAAGCAGAAUUAUACCACCCUCAGUAGUGUUCUAACUCUAAGGACUCUUUCUACUUGGAGCUUCAAGAAUAGAAACAGUUCCUUGGAAUAAAAUGAACCUGAAUGUUCACUGUACUUGAAUUAGGCCUAAUUGUUUACCGUGAAUACAGAUAGUGUUUUCAGUAUAUUUCUGCCAGAGCUCACUUGUAAACAUCUUUCUUUUUCCUUCUGGACCCACAGAGUUCUUGGGCCAAACCUGAUGUGCUAAUGUGCAUUAUAAAUCAAUGAUAGCAUUUUGGUGACUCAUUAUUAAUGUCUGGAAGCUCUUAAGUUAAAUGAGAUGAUAAAAACCAUUUUAAGAAAUCUUGUCUAAUCAAUUAAUAAUGUCCUUUAAGGUUGGUUGUUGUUUUAUUAUAUUUAGAAAAGACAAGUAGAAUUGAAUAUAGCUCAGCCAAGGAUGACUAAUACUUCCUCAGUUUUCAUUACGAAGAUAAUUACGAAAACUUACAGUGUGUAUAAAUGAAUAGUUUCCGCUUCAAAUUAUUAGCUCAUGUAUGCUAUGAAAGGGGACUUCUUUCUGUUUUCAAAAAAUGUUUGCUAUGGCAGUAAAAACGAAUACAUAUCUAGACAAUUGUCAGGAAUAAUUUUGAGAAGCUAUUUUAAUCCACUAUCUGAGGUUGUGAGCUAAAUUUUAAGUAAUGCAAUAUAAUCAACCCCACCAGUGAAAUGGAUCAUGUCAAACUGAUUAUUUUAGCUAGUCAACGCUGAGUAGCAACUAUUAAAAGUAAACCAAGUCUUUGCAGAAAGUGUCACUGUAUGACACUUGGUCAUAUAUAGGUAAAGGAUUUCAGAAAUCCUUUCUGAAAACCCUGGCAAGGAAAAAGGAUAAGUAUAGACACUAAAGUUAGUCAGAUGCUGAAUAAAAUAUUUGUAAUCCAAAUGUGACACAUGCACAAGAAUCUGAGUUAAGUGUGGCACCACUCCACACCACACAUUGCUGUGAAUGCUGAACCAAAUCCUUGACUUCUAGAAUACUUGCUAAAUGUACACAUUUGCACUUAAUGUCCUUCGCAUGCUGCUCCUCAGCCCUGUUUACCUGCUCACCAGCAUUCUUAGGGUCAGAAAUCUAUCAGAAAGUGGGGAAGCCUCUUAGUUUUUGUUUGUUUGUUUGUUUAGCUUUAAUGUUAAUCCUAUUUUAAAGAAAAGGUCAAGAUUUCCAUUCAUUCCGUUAAUUCAAGAAAUAGUUAUUGUGCACCCACUCUUUGCAAGGCAUUUGCCUGAAUUCUGCAAAUACAGCAAUGACCCAGUACAGACAAAAUCUCUGUCCUUAUGAAGCUCAGGUAUUAAUGUUUUGAUUUAUAGGAGGUUAUACUAACUUGCAAGGCUACUGUUUUAGUAUUUUUUUUUUAAGAUUUUAUUUAUUUAUUUGACAGAGAGAGAGACAGUGAGAGAGGGAACACAAGCAGGGGGAGUGCGAGAGGGAGAAGCAGGCUCCCCGCUGAGCAAGGAGCCCGAUGUGGGGCUCGAUCCCAGGACCCUGGGAUCAUGACCUGAGCCGAAGGCAGACGCUUAACGACUGAGCCACCCAGGCACCCUACUGUUUUAGUAUUAACAGCCCCUCUGCUAGUUCUACAAAGACUUCAUUCAUAUGUAUUCAGGAAGUGAUUAUCCUGUCUAUUAAUUCAGCACCUUGCUACGGGGCUUCUCAAUAUAUGUUUAUUCAAUUUCUUAAGUGACAUUUUGCUGUAACAAACUAAAGAAAAAACAGGGCAAGAACCAUCAAAUCAAUUUUGUUAGCUCAUUAGCAGUUCAGAUAUAGAAGUGAUGAGUCAAUAUAAUAAUAGUUAAUAUUUAAGUAACACUAGAUAUAUAUACACAUACACAUACAUACAGAUACACAUGCACAUAUUUAUUUAAACCUCUAGCAACCCUCCUUUUACAGAUGAACACAAAGAAACUAAGGCCUGAAGAGGUUAAGUAACAGCUCAAGUCAUACAGCUAUUGAAUAUUAUGAUGUAGAUGUUAGGGUUCGAAGACUUCGGCCAAGAAAGAAUUCUUGAGAUGUCUUUGGUGCAAAAAGUGGUUUUAUUAAAGCCUGGGGACAGGACCCGUGGGCAGAAAGAGCUGUCCUGGGGUCCCGAGGAGUGGCCCAUUAUAUACUUUCAAGGUGGGAGGGGAUUAGGGAUAGCCUAAGUCUCUAAGGAAUUUUGGAAGCAAGGUUUCCAGGACCUUGAGGAGGCUAGCUAUUGUUGGGAAAAGGUCAUUUAUUACUGUCUAAUAAAACCUUACUUAUGAGACCCUUCAGAUGUGUAUCGGUGGGCCAUAUGCUUGGGGGAUGAUAACCAACACGUAUCUUGGGGGGUUUAGAGAUAAAGGAAAUUUCUAAAGGUAUUUUUAUAUGUUAAGAUAGACUUUCAGGAUCUGGCAGGUUGGGCUAAGGUUACCAUUUUCCCUUAGCCAAGUAUUAAGUCAAAGCAGCUGAGUCCCUAGAGGAAUGUCACUCUGCCUGUUUCAAGGACUUGUCAUUGGGCUAUAGGUAGUAAGGAAAUUUAAUAAUUUUUCUUCUGCCUUUGUUUCCCAUAUCAUUUAGACUUGAAUCCUAGUACACUCUACUCCAGGGUCUGUUCUUUUUUUUUUUUUUUCUUAACAGCAACACUGUCAUGCCUCCGUUCAUUGACCACAAUGAUUUUGGAUGUUCUUUGGAUUUCACCUUACAAUUUGUAUUGCUCUUCCCUUUCAUUGUCACAGAUGCAAGGGUAGAUGUAUAAAAGCCAGGCACUAGUAACAAAAAUAUUCUAUUCCGUGAAAAAUAAGAAGGGAGCUAAUACCAGGAUACAUAACUGAAAAUCAGCCUAGUUCUAAUCCUUAAAUGAUAGUCUUUAUAUUCAAGCAGUUCUCUGAAAUGGAGUUCUUCAUUUGAAGUUAGACAAUCUUGAUAUAAAAAUAAUACACCAAAAGGUAUGACACCUUAUAUCACAAGCUAGGAAAAAUACAUACAAUCAUUGCUACAUAUUUAACAUAGCAGUUGGAAUGAGCAUCAUUGUAAGAGCUAAACAGUCCAAAAAUUAAAAAUAAAUUGUUUGCAACAACAUUUAUUCUGAGUUCGAUUAGACACCUUAGAGUCUAAGAAAAUCUGUAACAGAAAACAUGGAAAAAAAGUAACAAGUAUGAGUUUUGCUCCAUGUUUAACUUCUACAACACUGAAAUUUUCUUCUAAAAGUGCUUUAAAUUUUAAAUCCAUUCUAUCUGGGCACUGAAUCUACAGAGAAAUAUGACCUUUUAAGUUUUUCAUGUCAACAAUGAACAUGAAAGUUUUUAGGUUCUGCAAAGACUCCAAUAAGGUUGAUAAUCCAUUUCAAUAUUUCAUAAAUUUCAAUGACUCGGUGUACUUAACUUUGAAUAUUUUAUCAAUAUUUGCCAUUUCACAUUUCAACUCAGCAAAACACAGCUUAGAAAAGUAUGACCUGUCCUUUGUUGUUUAAGAAACGUUUCUAAUUGGUUAACCCUAUCCUUUUGAAAAAAUAAUUUUUCUAUACUGUUUUAAAAUAGACUCUGUUGGACGUAAUGGACUUGGUUCUGUUUAAGAGGGAUGGUGAAGAAUUUUGGUAGACUGUUUUGGUUCUUUUUCCACUUCCAAAAUACAUUUAAAAAUCAAUAUGCUUGGAAAGGAAGUUAUACUCAUGCUACAGACUUGGAGUGAUAAAUAAAUCAUUGUAUUCUAAUACCUGAAA